Messenger RNA from Bolinopsis microptera, 4065 nucleotides. RefSeq names its product protein FAM184A-like. NCBI's taxonomy places the organism in Eukaryota, Metazoa, Ctenophora, Tentaculata, Lobata, Bolinopsidae. The transcript has 24 exons. The record is from RefSeq and is a predicted model, not a curated record. Bases 166 to 3252 code for a protein of 1028 amino acids.
AGUGCAAGUUAGAGGCGAUAUCGUGAUGAUUUUCCGUGGACUGACGUGUUGCUCCUGACAUUGCACCACAUGACCUCAAUUGCUGUGCAGUGGUGAUACAUCAAGACGUUUCUGCAACUGUUCAACAACAACCGCAGCUCAUUUCUUCUGUGAAAAGAUUGUAGAAUGAAUGCAAAUCAAAAUGGCCUUGAUGGGCCCAUGACACCUGAGCUUCACCUGAAAAUGAGCAAGAAAAUUGCCCAAUUAACCAAAGUCGUGUAUGCCCUCAACACUAAAAACGAUGAACAUGACGCUCACAUUUCUUGCCUUCAAGAAGCUCACGAACUCGAAUUGAAAAAGGUAUUAGCGAGUGCAGAGGAGCAAAUCGUUAAGUUGCAAACUGUUGUAGCAAACCAGAGGAACGACAAGGAGGCCAUCUUAGAUUUAAGGAACAGAAUAUUCGAAUACGACCAGACCAACCAGGAUGCUGUGAAUGAAUUUAAAAAGUUCAAAGUACACACACAAGAUCGCGAGGACACGUUAAAGAAAGCAUAUGAAGAACAAAUGAGAACUCUGAAAUACGAGCUGGAAAACAUGAAGUCUGAGUUUCAGUCUAAGACUGCCGAGUUCGCUGAGAGAUCCAACCAACACGACGCUUCAAGCAUCAUGCUGAAAUCCUUGAAAGAGAAGCAUGAAAACGAACUUGAACUUCUCAAAGAGGUGGCUGAACAGCAGCAGGCGGCUCAUGAGAAGAAAAUGGACGAUCUCAUGAAGAAUUACGAUAAAGAAAUCAGUGCAUUGAAACAGAAACACCGCGAGGAGCUGGCGUCGCAGGUCAGCACUGAGAAGUCGUCUCUCAGUACCCUAUACAAAACUCAGAUAGCUCAGCUUGAAGAGGAGGUGUCCACAUUGAAGCAGCUGAUGGAACAAGGAGAAUACCAAAGCAAUAACAGGAUCUCAAUACUGACCAAGGAGGUUGAGGCUGCGGAGGCCAGAAAGGCCAAUCAUGCUGCUGAAAAAGAGGCCCUUGGAAAGGAGAAUGAGCGACUGAAGAGUGAGGUUGAUGAGCUUGAGGGCAAGUUCAUGGAAACGAGACGAGAUCUUGAUAAUGCUCUACAGGAACUUGCCAAUGUAAAGAAUGAUUUAUCAGCGCAGGAAACAGCUGCUAGAAGAUUUGCUGACGAGAGCAAUAAAAAAGCUGGUAAAAUAGGAGAGUUGGACGAAUUAUCACAGCUCCACUCGGUGGAGAAUGAGAAACUAAAGUUUGAGUUAAAGAAACUUAACGACAAGUUGCUGGAGAAAGAGGAUGAAUUUGGCCGUCUCAAGGAGAAACAUGCCAAAACUAUUGGUAUUUGGGAGGAUAAAUCAAACCAGUUAAAGAAGGAUAUAAAUGUGAAGGAUGAGGAAAUAUCUCGUUUGAAAGCAGAAUAUAAGCUUUCUAUGGAGGAGCACUUAGCCUCCUCAUCUGAAAGGGAGGUUGAGCUUCAGAAGCAGAAGUUGGAGGAAAUAAGGCUGGUGAAAGAAUCAAGUGAGAAAGAACUAGAAGAAGUGUUGGAAGUGUCACGUGCUAAUAGUCAAGCUAUUCGUGACGCGCUCGAGGCUGAGGCUGCUAAUGAGAAACAAGCUCUCAUUGAAGGGUAUGAAGUGCAACUAGCAGAGCUGCGUAAAGAGCGAGAUGAGAUGUUAACACAGUUACAUGAGCUCUCAGAUGAAGUAGUGCGACUAAAAUCAGUAAUGGGUAACAGCGAAUCUGCACUAGGUGAAACAGAGAAGGAACGUCAACAACUCUUGCACAGUUUGAACGAGAAGCAACAACAUCUGGAACUUCUUCACAACGAAUUAAAAGAUAAAUUAUCCGUCUUACAAUCACUCAGGGAAGAGUUUGACAAGGAAGUAGCGAACCAUGCUGUGACAAAGAAACAGAGAGAACAGUAUGCAGAUGACAAAGUUGCUGCUAAAGCUAAGGAGCUUGAUGGCUACUGGUCCAAGAAACUAAGGGAAGAUCUUGAAGCUCUUGAGCAUGAGCUACUUCGAAGACAGUCACAAAGCAGAAGUUCUGAAAUAAAAAGAAUGAAAGACACCCAUUUACAAGAAUUUCUUGAUGCCGAGGCUGCUUGGAAAGAAAAAACUGAAGCCCUUCAAGCCAAGGUCAAGGAACUUGAGAAACAGCUCAGUGUUUUAAACGUAGAAGCACUGAAAAAGGAGAUGAGCCUAAACGAGCAGAGUAAGAGUGAAUAUCUGGAGUUAAACGCGAAAAUUAAACAGCUAAAGAUUGAUCAUGCUCAGAAUAUCAAAGAAAUUGAAGAGGAGCACAAGGACGCAAUGAAGCGACUCGACGAAUCUUUAACACGAGAUUUUAAGAAUCAAGAAGACAAGUUGGUCUUAGCUCAUAGGCAGAAUAUCCAUGAGAUGACUAAAGCGAAUAAACUAUCGGUUGAUGUUUUAAAAGAUCAGUUUGAGCAGAAACGUACUCUGGACAUUAAUACGCUCAAGAUGACAGCCCGAAAAGAACUAGAGAACCAACUGACAAAGUGCAAAAAGGAGUGUGCUGAAAAGACGGAACUAAGGAUACACGAACUGAGCCUGGGCUACGAGGAACAAAAGGAGGAGUUACAACGGGAGCUUGAGAUGAGGGACAGGGAGAUGAAACAAUUCAACAUAAAACUGGAGCAAGUACAGAACCAGCUCACUGAUAAACAGUUAGAGCUGAGUCAGUAUAAGGACGAUGUGGAGGAAUUGCAGAAUAAUCUUGCUGAUCUCCAGAAGGAGUUUGAGGAGAAGUGCAAGGAAGUUAUGCAGAUAAAACAAGAGGCAGUUAUUCAGAUAAAGAAGCGUGAAAAGAAGUUGAACGCUAUUCAUUUGAGUGAAAUAAAAGGUGUACAGCAAAAAUUUACGAGAGACGUCGAUGAACUUACCUUCAAGCACCAAAAUGAUGUAGAAGACUUGCGGCUGCAAAUGAGCGAACUGAACCACCAGCUGAGUCUGGCAUACGAGCAGUAUAGUAACCGGCCAUCCCGCCCAGAGGACCUCAACAAGAUCCUGGAGUUGGAGAACACCAUUGCGGAGGCAGAUGAGAGGAUCAGACAUCUCAUUGACGAGAAGAAGUUCUUUGAGCUAGAACUGGUGAACAGAGAGUCUAACUACAACAGGGUGUUUAACACAGCCGGCCCUAAGAUAGGGCUCAUCAAUCCUAUGAACGUUAAAACCAGGGCAUUGCAAAGUAACAGACUCUCCCUAAGAUCACCAAGAAGAGCCGUUCUGACACAGCCAUGAGGAACCCAUCAUCAAUGACGCAUCAAUCUACUAAAUCCCCGAACGUCGCCACAGCCUUCAGCAGUCCCAUCCUCCCCAACGCCCCCAACACCAAUAACCGCUCCAAACCCCAACUCAUCCCAAUCUCGUCCCGGACAUCGUCCAUCGAGUCCCUCGUCACUCAGACUAUAACAACGAGUAGUGGGGGUCGUCCUGUUGUCGGCACCACACGUAGAGUCGUUAAAAACGCAUUCGUGGACAAAAAAUCAGACGCAGUUGUACCGCCUACUUAACGUUGGGGAGUGCUGGUACUUUUAUGAUAUCGUUUUAUAAGGCAGAAUGUUUGUUGAUGAUCAGGUUGAUUUGCUGGAGAUCAAAUCUCUGAAAUGUUAAGGGAAAUUCCAACUGUUGGGAGAUAGACAGUGAUGCCCAUUCCACACUGCAUUUUUAUGUACAUAGCCACUUUGUAAGAUGAUGUACAGUGUAUAGUGUUAGUUCAAUUAACAUAGAUUGUAUCUAAAUAUGAUUGUUUUUAUUCGUUCAGAGUGUAUAUAACGUUACAGAGGUUUUAAGUUAAUAUUUAAAUUUGUUCAGUCAGAAAUUCUUGCCAAUAACUACGACUUGAAUGGCAAGGAUGCGAUGAUCAAGAUGUUUUUUGGAUGGGGUUACAACUCAGAUGAUUUGUCAGCCUUUUGUUAUUUCUCAAAGAUCGAGACAUAAUUGAAAAUUCCAGGGUUUUUGUUCCUUGUACAGAAAGUAUAAAGUUAUACUUAUUUUCAGAUAGAUGAUGAUGAUAGAAUUUUAUUGAAAGAUUUCUGUUUAUAACGUUUUCAA